This is a messenger RNA of Haliotis rufescens (red abalone), 2117 nucleotides long. RefSeq lists its product as uncharacterized. Bases 192 to 1991 code for a protein of 599 amino acids. The record is from RefSeq and is a predicted model, not a curated record. The transcript is spliced from 9 exons. Lineage: Eukaryota; Metazoa; Mollusca; Gastropoda; Lepetellida; Haliotidae.
AUUAUCACACCAUGUUUAAUGUGUCAAUGUGCAGCCAAUAAAAAUAACUCGUCAAUUAGUGUUUCGCACACACACAGUCAACACGGACAUUGUUUUGAUUCGCGUGAUGAUGGAGGCUCCUAACCCCCGAACAGUUCUUCCCACGCUGCUUCCCCAACGAGGAUGCUUGUAAGGGUGUGUUGUCUUCUCUGAUGCGUCCUGCCAUGGCUGGCCUCACACAAGGGACGCUAGCUGUUCUGCUGCUCUCGUCAGUUCAUGGAAAAGGCUUCUGGGUGACUGAGAAAGACAUCGGUGCAGAAGUGCAGGUGUCUGAGAUGAACCAGACGCUUAACUGGACGUCGUCCGCAUCCUCGUGCCGGAGACGUGGUGGUCACUUGUACGUGGAGACGUCAGACAACACUGUUGAGAGUUUAGCGCGCAGACUGGAGGAAGAUACACUCUAUUGGGUCGGUGGAACGGUUGUCACACAGUCCUGGUAUUGGGAGGGAACACAGGAUCGCCUGUACACUUACCGAGGCUACAUCCCCGCCUCCACCACUGGGGAGAACAGGACCACGCACUAUGAAGACAACCAAGCCUUCACCUGCUUCACGUUCUGUAACACCAACUACAUAGCACUCAAGGAAACUGAAUGUGUUUGUCUGAUAAAUGACCCAACACCUGGGAACAGCAGCACAUCGAGCGUACUCUGUCCGGGCAACAGAGAGGAGAGCUGUGGGGACGCCGGGGGGUACUCUGUGUACAGCGACAAAUUACAACGGCUGGCAAAGUUCCGUAAAGCUAGAAUGAACGACUUCCGGUACGUCUGGGGGGUCCUGGAGAUCAGUACCGGCAGCAACACGGUGGCAACAUCAGACAGUCAGACAGAGAUGUUGAUGGCUUUGUGUAGCACCCCAUCGCACGAUGUUGGUGAUCCCAUCACCACCCGAUCUACGCGUCAGGAAGCCAGAACAACGUGUGAGAACAGACAGGGGUCACUUCUUCAAGUGAAUGGGACAAUUAAUAACCUGCAAACUGGACGUUAUUGGAUAGGACUUCGGCGAAGCUUUUCCUGGGUAUGGAUCACAGGGAAACCGGUGGGAAAGGAUACUACGAACGCUUCACUGCCCUAUCGAUGUCUGUCGGUGAGGAGACGAAGAAACACAGUUCGGAUCGAGAACCAAGACUGCACCAAGCCAUUAAGAUACAUAUGUUUAACAGGAGAGAGCGGGAGUUCCGGGGCUGAGGGGUACGGCUGGGCACUACCGACAGGCGUGGCCGGGGCCGCAGCAGUUCUCAUCAUCAUCGCCGCCACAGCGGGAUGCUGUGCACGUAGGCUGAAACGCAAGGGGGUCGCUAAAGUAAAGCACAAGAAGAAAACAGGAGAUGGGAAACGGCAAGGUGAUGGGAAACGUCCGAAACGAGAGUCUACCGAUGUGGAGUACUCGGAAGUGGGAGAUUCCACCAUGAUGCCCUCAUCCCCGGACUCUUUCGCUACGGAGGAGGGAGAGUACCACAUCCCAUACAAUGCGGCGUUGUGUAUUGGUGGGCGCGUCCAACCCUACAACCAGGGGAUGUACAGCCACACAGGACGACUGGGCGGGGAAGGGGCAAACUACGAUGUUAGUACGAUCAACAGAAUCCCCUCGACACCGCCCAAGGACGAUUAUGAUCACAUUGGAUCACUUGCUGAACAAAGUGAGAAAGACUCACCCGGAUAUGAUACCCCUAGGUCAACGAGAAGGAGUGUGAACGUUGCAGAGGUUAAAGCCUCCAAGGUCAAGGACGAGAAUGAUCAUCAGAGGACGGAAGCAACAUGUCUCCCUAUUCAAGUCAGUUACAGUGAGCGUGAGAACACCACAGGCCUUCAAUACGAUACACCUCGGCGCGGUAGUCCUAUAACUGUUGCCCACAGCGAUGUUGCUGGCGCCGAGAGUCGGGACAGAGGAGUUAAUACCCCUGCUUAUGACGUCCCUAGGAGUGACAGAACUGGGCAUGUCGCACAGUUGUAACCACUGAGAUAAGAUUUGUUUGUUUGUUUGUUUGUUGUUUAACGCCGCACUCAGCAAUAUUCCAGCUAUAUGACGGCGUUUGUUAAGUAAUCGAGUCUGGACAAAACAAUCCAGUGAUUGGCACCA